Messenger RNA from Porites evermanni, 11591 nucleotides. The record is from the annotation of a GenBank genome assembly. NCBI's taxonomy places the organism in Eukaryota, Metazoa, Cnidaria, Anthozoa, Scleractinia, Poritidae.
AUGGAGAAGAUUCCCGUUAAAUUGUACGUGUAUGAUAUUUCAAGAGGUUUUGCAAAGCAGUUGUCGCCACUCCUGUUAGGUGAGUCUUUUAUCCAUCAGUGAAAAUUAGGCUCGAUCUCUGCAUGCUGAGUCAUUCGAAUGAGGGACUUCUCUUACAAAAUGGGAUAUUAUCUUAUCAAGAAGUUGAUGAUUAUCUAUCCUUAUUAUACCGACAGGGAAAAGAAUUGAAGGAGUUUGGUAUGUAAAUUUAAAGUUUAAUUUCAUUUUAGUACCAAAAUUAGCAAAAUGCUUUAGCUAAAUAGUUCAGUGAAUAAUUAUAAUAUUGUUAGAGAUCUGCACGCUCACUUCAACUGGAGACAAAAAAAGUUGUCACAUUAGUUACCCUUAACCAAUUUACUUGGCAUGUGUAGAAUUUGAAACCUCGUUCUUGGAAAGCUAGCUGUUAUAGAAUUAUUUAACAAAAUAUACAGUCUUUAGAGACCCGGUGAUCCUGGUCCUGCUGUCACAAAACAACAUAACUUGUAUAAGGGCUUCUGAUAUAACAGUAUGCAAAAUGUGCAAUUUUUCAAACCCCAUCCAAAUCAAUCACAAUUGUGUUUCAGUUAAAAAUCCAGUUCAAAGGCUCUGCAUGCAGAGCCUUUGAGACUUUUCUAACAUUCAGAUUCUGAAUGAAAUGGGGGUACUGGUGCAGAGAAAUUUCUGAUAUUGCUUGACAACAGACCCUUUUGUGGGAAUAAACUGAAGUCUUGAGUCCGCAUGAUACCCGUAUCAGAUUGAUUGUUCUAAAAUGUUGGUGCUUUUAUGUAAUCUUAUUUUAAUCAAUUAAUUAAAGGCACACUGGUAUAGUCUGCUUUGGCAGAGAGUACUUUUAUGGUGGAGGUGGCAUAGAGAGCUGUUUACCAGUAAGUUUGUUUUUAUAGUUAGAACUUUGUUUUGUGUUUUACCUUAAACUGCUUAACAAGCUCAGAAGCUAAGACAUGCCAUAACAAUACGCACGGUAAUCAAAGUCUUAAGCUAGCGUACAUUGAUUGACUUAGUCAUGUUUUGGCUGGUGUAAGCCAGUAGCAGUGAUUUUGUUACAAAUAGUUAUGGUGAGUCCAGAGACUCAUCUUGUGAAUAAUCAUGAGUCCCAGUCCCAGAACCAUUGAGUACCAGUUCCAAAAACAAUAUCCCUGGGUCUUUUGUAACCACACAGUUAAUCUGAAGGCAGACUCCAAACUCUGUAUCAGUACAGUUUACUGAAAUAAAAAUGUACUUCUUCUAUUGUAAAGCACAUAUUUAACAAAGACUACAAGGAAUAAGCAUCAUGUCACAACAGCCACAAGAACAGCCACAGAAAUCACACAAACAGGAUAUUCUACGAUGACAUCUUCAUGUCAAUCAAUUGAUCUUUGCAUCCUAUGGGGCGCAUACCACAAAUUAUUUGCAUCUUUGGGGAUUUUUUUGCAUCAGGGAUGCAGGAUGCAGGGGUAACAAAAUCACUGCAUCAGCAUUGCCACUUGAUAAAUAUAGAUAUAAUUCAAAUGACUUAACAGCUAAAAAAAAUAAAGUAUGCAGCUUUAUAUCUAGUGAAUGUGUAUACUUGUAUGUGAUGCCAGUUGGUGUACACUUAACUCAUUUGUUUUUUUUUUAUUACUUUAAAGGGAGAACUUAACAAUUUUCAGUCAGUAAUGUAUAAUAAUUAACCUUAUAUAUAGAUACUGAUGAAAUACUAGGAUUUUUCCUGUUACUAAAAAAUCAUAUCUUCAUCAUGCGCAGUGAAGGUACUAUUUUUAUCUUUCACUUGUGAGGAUAUUGGUGUCAGCAUGGUUACUAACUUUUUGGAACAGAAAAUAUAAGUAUUAUUGUCUUUAUUAGCCUGCGAACGGCAGACGUUUCUUCCCGCUCAUCUCCGCUGAGGGACGUUUCGUGUGAAGGAACGCCUGCGACUCAGCGACAGAAAUUCCAUACUGAUGAUAAAUCAAUGCUUGCUUAAUAAAUCCGGUAGUCAUGGGGUUCCAAAUGCAAAUUUGCUCCAUUUUACGUUUCUCCUAGCUAGCAAUAGCGAGAACAAUGAAACUACUCCAUCGACCAAUUAGCGCUUCUGACUGGAUUCCGGACAGAUUUUGCGUCAUCAGUAUGGAAUUUCUGUCACUGAGUCGCAGAUGUUCCUCCUCGCGAAACGUCCCUCAGCGUCGAUGAAUGAGGAGAAACGUCUGCCGUUCGCGGGCUAUGUCUUUAUUUCUUUUUUUGAAAAUAUAGCAAUAAAUAUUAUAAUAAAUAUUUAAUUUGACACUAAAUGAACUUGCUCAGCCUCUUCAAGUUCAAAACUACUCUUGUUCACGUUUGGUGAAUUUUGGGUGUGAAAUUGCAAUGUUUGGCUAUAUACAGGGCUUCUGAUAUUUCGCGGAAAAAAAAGCAAAAUUUCGCGGGAUUUUCAGGGGCAAAUUCGCGGAAAAAUCGGCCGAUUUCGCGGGACUUUCGCGGGAAAAAAGUCAAAAUUCGCGGAAAAAUAGACCGAUUUCGCAGGAUUUUCGCAGGAGAAAAGACAAAAUUCGCAGAAAGUCGGCCGAUUUCGCGGGAUUUUAGCGGAAAAAAGUCAAAUUACGAAGGAUUUUCAGGGGCAAAUUCUAAGAAAAAUCGGCCGAUUUCACGGGAAAUUUCGGGGGGAAACUUCGCCAAGAAACAAUCAGUGAAAAACAGCCGAUGUCGCUGAAUUUUUGGGGGGCAAAUUUAGCUAAAAUCGAUCAAUUUUGCGUCGAUAUGACCAGCGUUUUUUGACGUUUUUUUAACAGGGAUAAUCAUUUACUCUUUCCACAACAGUUCGCUCGAGAAAUGAGCGAAUGCUGAAGCUAUUAACAUUAUGGUUAGUACCCAGCUUUUCGCAACGUUCAUCUAAAAACGCCUGGUAGUUUUGGGACGUUGUUUACUCGUUGCAGUGACGAAUUGGACGAUUGGGGUGAAUAAAACAGGUCUAAUAGCCAAGAUAAGUAUUAAAUAUGUUUUGCCGACAUGUAUUUGGAAAUAUUUCUGGCGGAUUUCGCGGUAUUUCGCGUUUUUUGGGGAAUUUCGCGGGUCCGCGCGAAAUAUCAGAAGCCCUGUAUAUACAACAUUGAUUUGUCUGUUAGUAAACAAUGGAAGUAAAAGAUCUUCCAUUUUGCUCACAUGGCUAAUAUGAUCCAUUAGUUAGCAAACAUUAUUGUAACUACAUGUUAAUUUUUUGAGGGAGGAACUAUUCUUGGUAGUCCUGAUGAGGUGGUAGAUUUGGGAGACACUGAAAUCUUUCAAGAUGUUUUUGAAGAGUUCUUGAAUGGAAUUGGGCAACAAGAUUUUAGGUAAUUUGUUAAUCAAGUCUCAAUUUAAUAACAUGAACUGUUCUUUCCAGUCUUGUUAGAUAUAUGGAAUUAGCCACAUAUAUCAUAAAAUCAAACUAUAAGCCCAACUCGAUGUACUUUUUUGUGAGGAUGUGAUAAACAGUAAAAAAAGUUGGUCCAGCAUUUUAUCAAGUUUACUAUAGGACUGUUACUUGUUUCAAAGUUCAAAAAUACAUGGAAUCCUUUUUCUGCGUAACAAUCUGGACACCAAAAAAUUCAGCUUCAACCCGACCCUUAAUGUCUUAGACCUAAGAUCUUAGACCUAAAACUUUGGUUGACAUAAGGUGUCAAUUUGAAAGCCAUUAAAAUUUGGCAUGGCCUCAGGUCAUUUAAUAGUCUUAAACUUUCUUGAUUUGAAGCUUAUAGAGAUUGAAAAAAAGAAUUAAAACAAUGCCAAAAUACAUCUUAGUUAUCAUGGCAGAUCAGACACAGUAAUGCGUGAAACAGUGUUGCAGUUAACUAAUUUCCUUUUCAACCCGCGGGACCUGAUUUUGCCAGUAAGGAAUUUUUCUACUUCCAUUUUCUAUCAGGGAAUGCAGGCUGGACCUUUGGUUUUUAGUUUUCCUGUGAUGAAACUUUUUUUGGUAUUUUUUUUUUGUAAAAAAAUGCUGUUCAAAAGUGUAACCACUGAUCCAUCUUAAAAUCCCCUUGAUAAUUAACAGACCAGAGAAGUACCACUUGUUUGAACACAACUGCAACACAUUCUCCGCCGAAGUUGCCAUGUUCUUAACAGGCAACAAAAUCCCUCAACACAUUCAGGAUCUUCCAUCAGAAGUGCUCAACACGUAAGUUAGUUGUUUAUUUUCCCCUAAGCAUCAUGUCAAUAAGAGUUAAAAUAUAUUAUAUUUUUAAUAAUUACUUGAUCAAUUUUGGCAGCUGGUGUCAUAUAGGAAGUCCAAUUUCUAAUUUCUAGGGUCAAAAAAUAGUUAUCAGUAUUUAAAAUAAUUUAUGUUUAAGUUGAUAUCAGUUUUUUUUUGGAGCAAAUUUUUGUGUAUCAAAUGCAUCUUUAUAAUAAUUACAGUCAAGUAACAACAACAAGACUGAUUAAAACAAUAUGCCAAUGGAGGCUCCAUUUUGUUUAUAUUUCAGUUCAUUUGGCCAGAUGAUAAGACCUAUUAUUGACUCCAUGUCUGUAAGACCAACUGCUGCAAGUGGAACAUCAUCAGUAUCACAUUCAAGCUCAGCAUCCUCAUCAUCAACAACACAACCAGAAUCCAUAUUUGAGCCAAGAGAUACUUCAUCAGCCAAUCAGACAGCUGCAGGGAGGAGGGGUCAACCAGAUGGCUGGUCAGUCUGUUUUAAAUGAGCUUAAUUUCGAACCUCCAUAUAACGAAGGGCCAAGGGACUGGCCAAAUUGGCUCACAAAAAUGAACUUUCAUUAUGUCAGGGUUUGUUUCUUGUAUUUUACUAUUACUGGGGUGAAGAAUAUCGUUCAACAACAACAUUUUCUUACAAAUGACAAUCCCUGACUUUUCUUAUGCUUUACAUUUUUCAGUGUGGCGCAAAAAGGCGAAGGGUGGGUAUGGAAAGAGAAUAAUACAAAUACUCCUACAUUUGUCCCUUCCUCUGAUCUCCCACGCCUUUGGAACGGACGUGCCACGGAGAUUAGCUGUUGUUUUUAUUCUUACUUAUUCUUACUUACACACAGGCCGCUAUUAUGGAUAUUAUGGAUGGCUGUGAGGGAGAGGUUAAAAUUGUUGGUUCAGUUGGUCAGGGAAAUUUACAUUAUCAAGAAAACAUCCACAAGAAAACAGGUGUUAAGAGGUUAAGAGGGAGUUGCCUGUAUCUGGAAUAAGCCUGAAUUCUUAGUUCUGUAUACAUGUUUUACUUUUUUAACAAGGCUAAAUUUUUUUUUCCAAUUGACAGUCAAAGCUCAGUGCUGAGAAAGGCCAACACAUUCAACCAAGUUGAUGUAAGUCUGUGAAAUUUUAUAAAAUAAACCUUGGAAAUCCUUAUUUCCUUACGGCCUUGUAGUGUCUUGUGAAUUUAACGUUUUACAUUCGUUUAUAUUUUAUUUAGACGGCCUCAGAUGUAGCUCAGCUGAAAGACAUUCUUACAGACACAAAAGAAUUUUCAGAUGAGGAGUUGAGUCAUCUUGAUGAAUUAAAAGACUGCCUACAUAACAAAAAUCUGAUAGGAGUGCAAGAAAGGCAAAUUCAAGUUCUUGGUAAGUUCAGCUUUAACACUGUGCGUUAUUUUUCCUUACGUUUUUGUCUCCUGUCACCUCCCUCGUUAGAUAAAAGUUACCUUCGUCGUGAAUUACAUGGGCCAUAUGCCUCCUUCCCCCCACCCCUCCCUUCACUUUUUGGGUGAAAAUGGAAGGGAAAAAAAAUUACAACUUUAUUGUCGAAAAUACUGAUUUAAUAACACAACGCAGUACCCCGUUCAAUUUUACAAAAUAUGUUGUUAGGGCUAAUUUUUAAACCUCUCAAGUCCGUUUAAAUCCCUGUAAUGCUAGAAAAGCACAGAUGGAGGACAACCCGACGUACAUUUUCCCGGAACUAAACAAGACUAUAACAGAUGUAUCAGAUAUUUUGAAGCCCUGGACUUGCUAUUGAACCGGGAUCAAGUCUAGAUUGAUCAACCAGAUUAUAAAAUCCAGGAGCGUAGCGUCCACCUACGCACGUCUGGAAAAUAAUUUUUUUAUAUAUGUUAUAGGUCAAAUUUGAUUUCAGGUUAAUUUUGAUUUAACCUAGGCUGAUUCUUUAUUUUUUCCUUUGUCUCCUAGCCGUAAUUCAUAAAUAAUUAGGGCUAGAUAGAAGACGAGACAAAUAGAGAAUCAACCUAGGUUAAAAAAAUUUAACCUGAAAUCAAAUUUGACCUGUAACAUAUACAAUGAUUUCCUGCAAGCACUUUUAUCAUUAAACAUUGAGGGUGACUGGUUUUUUGAAUUCGCAUCAUAUGAUCUUAUAUUGGUGUCUUUUGCCCGUCUGAAGGGUAAUCGUCUCGCCCUUUAUAGCCAGUGAAUCACUAGGGAUGUUUCACAAUAGAGACGAGAAUUGACAGCUGUCAUACAGGCUCUAUCACCCUUUGCUUGUAAUUUCCUUGAUGGCGUCACUGUUUUACCUUUUUCCGCAAACACUGUACCACAACACUAGAUAUGGGUAAAAUAUGUUCUAACCAUUUGCACUUUCUUUUGUAUUGAGUAAAAUGUCCUGUGGAUAACGCAGAACUACAGUGGCAUUUCCGAGCCCCUAAAUUUAAACCUUUUCUGUGGGGAGUAUGCCCCGGACAUCAUUCCCCCUACUUUGGAGCGCCUUCGGCCUUCUAACUUUUCUCCCUAACGUACACCUUCAAAAUCUCAAGCUACGCCCCUGAAAUCUAUACGAAUCUCGAAAACUUGCUUCUCACAACGGUUGCAGGAGGCGAUUUCUCAAGUGAGCCAUUAUCAACCUGUAACUUUUAUGGUUCAGAUAUAAACUUGGAACGUCUCGAAACACAGCUUACUAUUUUGAAAAUUCAUGCUCAAGAAAGUUCCAUAGCCUUUGUGUCAUCCAUAAUAGAAUUUCUUAAUGCAAAUGGACCUGCUUCAUUCAGAUAGACUGCAACAGGUUUUAAUAGUCAAACUGAUAUUAGUUAUGCGUGCUACAAAUGCUUUGAGUAAAAGGUCUUUCAGUGCCACAACAGUCGUACCCACCCACUUUCAAAUUCGUUCCUACGGGCCUGAUAUUAAAAGAUUUUAGUUACUCAAUCUGUUUGCCUGAUCAUCAUCAUCAUCAUCAUUAUCAUCAUCAUCAUCGUCAUAGCUCGUCUUGUCAAAGCGAAGCAAAGCAAAGCAAAGUGUGUUGUCACGUCAACCAAGUUGCUCGUGCCAACAACAACAACACCAAAUACUUUAUUUGCAUGACCAUUAAGGAAUUACAGUAUUACAAAAGCUAUUAGUCUAAUUUAAAUACUAAUUCAACUAAUUAGUAGGUGUAAAACAUUACAAAAUGUUACAGUUCUCAUUCAUUAAUUCAUUCAUUAAUAUUAAUUGGUUCUUAAUUCAAAGCGUUGCGAGAUAAGUGAAACUAAUUGACAGUUAAUUAAAUAAUCAGAAUUCAUAAGAAGAGAUAUUAAAGUAUCGUGUGAAAGUGAUUUGAAGUCAGGUAUUUUAGUUUCUAGUUUGGAGAAAUUAAUUAUAAGGCCGCCACCUGCCCCUUGCAAUAGUUACCUGUCAUUCGUCGAGAACCUACUCUCUUCAGCAACGAUCAAACUGUUUGCUAAGAGGGGUGGUGAAAGGUCAGGCUUUAAUAGAAAAGGUUAUAUUGAUCCUUUAAUUGUUUUACAGAUAAGGUGGUUGACAAGUAUUUAACUCAAGAGAAAUAUUGCUCCGCUGUUCUGCUUAGUUUGAAAUUUCUUCAAGUGUUGUCAUUAAAUGAUCAGUUAUAUUCUGAUUCUAAAGGUGAGUUUUAAAUUUUGUGUGCUGUUAAAAAAGACUGGAACACAAGGUAAAACCUUAUAAUUAUACUCGCAUCACUGCAUUUUCUGUAAGCAAAACAAGAUUUUUUUAGUGAGUCUAGUCCCUAGACUUAAUAUCAUCAUCUUGCCAAUGUUCGAUAUUUUUAGUUAUACUGAAGAGGGAAAAUAAAUGCAAAAACAUCGGACGUUACCUUUAUUUAACUGAAGCUGGCUACUGUAAAUUCAAAAUUCAAUACAGGUCUGUGUAUUUUUCCAAACAGGUCUACAGGAAACUGUGAAUAUGACCUGCAGACAAUUUUCAGACGUAAAUUCCUCGUCAAGUCAAGUUGAAUGUGUGAAGCUGGUAAGUGACUUACGAAGUUCUGCUCGCUCAGCAGGCCAGCUGCCAGAGAUGAUUUUGCUAAGUGAUUAUGUUCACUUCUGGAGAAUUUUAAAAAAGCAUGCUCUAUAAGUCCUUAGAGGUUUAUACUUGUACCUAUUUUGUUAUUACCUUAAAACAAGGAGAAAGCAUCAUAAUAGUAACUUCGAUUUGGCUUUUGCAAACAAACUUCAAUUUGCCAAUGAUCCUUUCUUUCUGUUUGGAAGUCAUUGACUAAUGCUUGAGUUCGAGAUAACUCCUAGUGGCUACAGUGGCUGUACGUUUUGGAUGGAUUCGUUACUGCCCUCUGAUUCACUUAGAUCUAAAGCGGACGUCUUAGCUCUGUAGAUGCAAUGUUAAAUGCGUCAUUUGACUCAUCAGCACUGCCACUUAGCUACUGAGGAUGACCUAUUGUUAUAAUAGGCUCUUCUUAUUUUCAUUGCGUUAGCAGGACAAUUGUAUGAUCAUGACGUCUUUUUACCACAACUACUAGAGUUCUUCAGUUUUUUGUUUGCUUGUGAAAAUUAUGGUUAUUGUUUUUCAAUCCUCAGGUUAGGGUUUGACAAAUUUAAAAGCGAAAACGAAACGCAUUCUGGUAGUUGUAGUCAAAUGUCGUCACCAUGAAAUCCUGGAAAACGGCCUCAGACUGAAACGUUUUUUCCAAUUCACUUAUCAGUCAUAUUUUGUGUUGUAGUAUUGUUGUGUUACCAGCCAUCAGACAGGUCACUCAGUCAUGUUUAAAGACACUCGCUCUACUCCCCUUGCUGCUGUCACUGUGAACUGUCUUCUGAGCAAAAAUGAAGAUCUCACUACCGUAGGCGCUGCAUUGGCUUCAAAUAUUGCUCGAUUUAAGGUAACUUGUAUGUUCUCAACCAUUCACAGUGCGCGAGUACAGUACUUUGACAAGACUUAUUCAGACACGUUAAAAAGACCCAUGAGAUUUUUCGUUUAUUGGUGACUUAUAGUGUUCCUGUAGCGUUAAUUUCUUCAUUGGAUUAUCAAAACGUUUGGAUUUGAAAUUUACACCAUCCUUUCAGAGGAUACAAAUAAUAAUAAAGUUUCUAAGCAUAACAAAAUUGGAGAAUGAAGGACAGCUAUCCCGCGAGCAAGCUUUCCUAUUUGGGCGAGCGAAGCGAGCCGCGCGAGAACGCGCGAGCGAGCCGUUAGCGGCCGAGGAAAGGAGAGCCUCCAAUGAUGUCUCAUAAAUUUUCAAUUGUUACUUCGCCCAGACGAAGGGAGAUACCAUUGGCUGAAAAUGACGUUCCGAAUAUCAAAGUUGAUUGAUAACAGGCUCAGCUGGCCUGCCCGAAAUUUUCGCGGCAAACGUAGAAACACGAUGCUCUUAUUCCCAAAACCCGUGUUGUGUCGGCGAUCGCUGAACUCACUCCGAAAAAGGAGACCGGCAGAGGAAGAAAAUCGCUUUCUCCUUCUGUGAGAGUUAACUGUCGUGUGUGUGUCAAAUUUGGUUCUCAGGGGGAUCAUACUGGAACCGAGAGCUUGUUUCAGCUCUCAAAACAGGCGGGCUCGUUUGAUGUAAUUCUCGCAAAGCUGUACGUGUGAAAGUGUUGGAUUGCCAAUAGAAUAUUGCGAGCCGAGGAUAAAUCGAGGAUAAAACUGAGUUUGUAGUUCUUGUGGAAGGAAAAGCAGAGCCCUUUAUCAGUUGUAUCCCCCAAAUGGAGAGCUUGCUCACACGCUAAGGACAGCAAGUGAUGGACCCAUCACAUGAAUGUCAUUAUCCCCUCUCGAGAACAGUGAACAAUUAUGAACAUACACUGUAGUGGUAAUUAAAUUUAUUUAUUUAUUCAGGUACACGAAGAAAUUGCCCUUGAGUGUUCGACAGCUGUUAUUGAAGUUUUGAGCAAGGAUGUGUCACCAGAAACAGGUCGGUCUUUCACACAGAAUUCUGCUCGCUUUUAAAGUGUCUCGCCCUGCAUGAGGCUGUUGUGUUGAGAUCUCGCGCGUUUCCAACCCAUGGUAAUUCUGGGUGAGGAUUAGAGAAGAGGAAGAUUUUCUUUCCAAAUUGAAGUUUUAAAGCUCUGAAUACGUUCUCUGCCUACCAUAUAAAAAAAUUCCGUCUAAGGUGGGAGGUGAUUCGGGGAGGCGAUUAAUCGAGGGAAUGCCAUUAUUCGAGGAAGUAUGGACAAAUGGCUAGUUAAUAUUAGAAAGUCUGUUCAUAAAUUAGUUUUCUCUUACCCUCAUAGGCUUCUAAAGCUCGUUUUCUUUUCAAAGCAUGAACUCAUUUAUCUUUUGUUUCAUUGUUGUCAGGUCAUAACUGCCUUUACGCAUUGAGAAGAUUUAUAGACUGCAGUUCUGAGGUAGUUUAAUUUUCUUGUCUAAAUUCUGUCACAAAACUUUAAACACUUUGAUUUAACUUGACAGAUUAGUUUUGCGCUGGCUUUUCACAGUAAAGUUCAAGGCACACGCACUUUCUCAAAACGCUAACAUGCCAUCUGAUUACAGUUGAAACUCUACGGGCGAGGCCAGCUCCCUUAAACGGCCUCCUUUCCAAUUCACAAUUUUUAUGUGAUUGCUUACCUUUUCUCUCUUAUUUAAUAUCCACAUUGUUUGUUUGUUAAGCCAUCAUUAAGCAUCAUUCGUAUCGUGCCCUAGUAGGUGUAUCUACAUAUUCAUCUGCAAAGCAGUAGCUUACCUUUUAAAGGCAGGAUCGGGUUACUUAGAUAAAUAUUUACAAAAUAAAACCCGAUUAUCGAUGCGACAGACAACUGCAAUAAUUUUUUGUUUGCUUCAGGUGGCAGGUCUUGCAAGUGUGUUGGGACUCAGUGUGGAAAAGUUUAAAGGAAGCAGUACUGAAAUGGAUGAAAUUUGUAAAGACUUAGAGAAACUUCUCAGCUGACGAACACUCCGGGGCUCUCAUUAGUCAGUCAACAUAUGUUGAUUCAAAAGCUGCUGUUUUGAACACCAGACUCUUAUCAGAGCGGAUUAUGAGUGAUUGGUUCAUGUAGAGAAUUUGGGAGCCGAACAAAUUUUUGGCAAAACUUCAUCUCUAAACUCGGCGUUGUAAAUUCCAAUGGAAACAAAGGAAUAUAUAACCCACAUACAAUCACGAUCCAUUGAUUUACACGGCUCUGACAAAACUGCUAGUGCUCGAGUCGCGGCCAGCUUUUGAAUCUCCUUUGGAAAAGAGAAUGUUAAUUUUUGUUUAUAAUGGAAGUCGUUAAGCGUUAGUGCUUUGACGGGUUUACAGGCAUUAAAAUCUAAUAACCACAAGCAAAUAAUUCAAGGAUAACGUAACAUGGUUUACGCUUCAAAACACAAGGCAAACUGUUAGGUAAACUGUUGGUCAUUUACAAACAUGGCCAAGAACUUAAAAUCGUUACGAUCGCCAAACAAGUCCUCUUCCUUCUCCCAAGUGAUUAUUACCUCAUAGAAGGCCUUACUGCUGAACGUUCUUCGUUAGUUUUUGCCUCAAAAGAACGUGACUGAAACUGAAAGGAACUGCAAAUAAAUGAACGCUUGGA